AUGCGUCAGCUUUGUUUACAUCGCAUUGAUUUUGAUGGAUGGGAAGACUGGUUCACCGUCAUCCUGGUUGAUUACAUCCUUAUGCUUCGAGUCCUUGCACUUUACGGCCACGACAAGGUCCUAUCUUUAUUCCUUAAGGCUAUAUUGGCGCUGGAAGGAGCCCUGCGACUUGGGACAUUAAUAUAUCUUAAUAUAUUCCAGAAAGUUACACUGGGGAGCUUUGCCCAAAAUAUUUACGUCUGCCUUGUUGAUGGAUAUGUACCAUGGCAGUUGGAGCUAGUUGAUUGGAUUGUACCAGUUGCUUACGGGCUGCUCCUCAUGAUUCUAGCGAUAUACAAAGCUACAGAUUACUGGAAGUUGACAGCUGGCCUUCAAGGACUCGCCCUUGUCAAAGUUCUUAUUCUGGAUCAAUUCAUUUAUUUUCUUCUUGCUGUUGCGUGUUGCACAUUUAAUGUCAUAGAGACACGAAUUAAGAUUCCGAACGCUUACUUGGCAGCCGUGAUAGGAGAUCUUGGAAGCCCAUCACUCCUCUGUCUCCUCGGAAGUAGACUUUUAGUCCACCUAAAAGAGGCAGCUGAACAAGGGCACAACGAAGGAACGAGCUAUAGGAUGCGCUCUGAGUUGACAAGCGAUAUCGAAUUUGCCUAG
Molecule: messenger RNA, 648 nt
Organism: Fomitiporia mediterranea MF3/22
Lineage: Eukaryota; Fungi; Basidiomycota; Agaricomycetes; Hymenochaetales; Hymenochaetaceae
Exons: 6
Coding region: 1-648 (215 amino acids)
Source: RefSeq, a predicted model, not a curated record